Messenger RNA from Saccostrea cuccullata (small rock oyster), 1142 nucleotides. RefSeq names its product zinc finger protein 235-like. Bases 78 to 731 code for a protein of 217 amino acids. Lineage: Eukaryota; Metazoa; Mollusca; Bivalvia; Ostreida; Ostreidae. Gene Ontology annotation, biological process: regulation of transcription by RNA polymerase II. Gene Ontology annotation, molecular function: DNA-binding transcription factor activity, RNA polymerase II-specific; RNA polymerase II cis-regulatory region sequence-specific DNA binding. The record is from RefSeq and is a predicted model, not a curated record. The transcript has a single exon.
GGUGAUAAACCAUUCAAAUGUGAUGUAUGUCAGAAGACAUACACAUGUACACCAAGUCACAAUGCUAGCAGAGUCACAUGAGGACACAUACAGGUGAUAAACCUUAUAAAUGUGCUGUAUGUGGGAAGACAUUUUCCCUCUCAGAAAACUUACAGAUACACAUGAGAACACAUACAGGUGAAAAACCUUAUCAAUGUGAUAUUUGUGGGAAGGCUUUUGCACUGUCAAAUCACCUACAGUAUCACAUGAGGACACAUACAGGUGAUCAACCUUAUAAAUGUAAUGUGUGUGGAAAGGCAUUCAAUCUGUCAGGUGACUUAAAGAGUCACAUGAGGACACAUACAGGUGAUAAACCUUAUAAAUGUGAUGUUUGUGGAAAGGCAUUCAGUCGGUCACCUUACUUAAAGAGACACAUGAGGAAACAUACUGGUGACAAACCUUAUAAAUGUGAUGUUUGUGGAAAAGCAUUCAGUUGGUCACCCGACUUAAAGAGACACAUGAGGAUACAUACUGGUGAUAAACCUUAUAAAUGUGAUGUUUGUGGAAAGGCAUUCAGUCGUUCACCCGACUUAAAGAGACACAUGAGGAAACAUACUGGUGACAAACCUUAUAAAUGUGAUGUUUGUGGAAAAGCAUUCAGUUGGUCACCCGACUUAAAGAGACACAUGAGGAUACAUACUGGUGAUAAAUCUUUCAAAUGUGAUGUAAGUCCGAAGGUUUUCACCCAGUGACAGGCCUUACAGAGACACCUGAGGACACAUACAGGUGAUAAGCCUAAUUAAUGUGAUUUUGUUGAAAUGGCUUUUAUUCGAAUAAUAUACAGGAACACUUGAGGACACAUACAGGUGAUAAAUUAAAUAAGUAUGAUCUGUGUGGACAAGCAUUCAACUGGGAAGGAAAAGUUCAGAUACACAUAAGAACACAUACUGAUGGAAAACCUUAUAAACUUGACAUGUGUUGGAAGGCAUUUAAGCCGUCUGAGGACUUGCAGAGCACGUGAAGAGACAAACAAGUGAUAAACCUUAUAUUAAAACUUGAUAUGUGCGAAAGGUCUUAUUCUGAUGUUAAUACUUUAAAGGACAAUAGACGAUGCAUUCAGGUGAAAAACCUUACAAAUGUAAUGUACGUGGACAUGUUUUCAG